AAAAUCCACAGGAAAAUGAACGGCCUGGCCAGCAACGAGCGAGGACGCACAAAGUCCCGGAACUGCUCGCGGGAUGGCAGCACCAGCAGGAUGCGAGUGGGUAGUGGAGUCCACACUCGUAGCUCCUCAGCAGAAAAUGUUCGAAGCAGAUUCUCCUCAGCGAGCUCAGUCAGUAACUUCGAGGACAACGGGUCAGCAGGCAAUUCCAGAUUGCAAAGAGUCAGAAAACCAUUGGCAUCAGCUUCCUGGACCAGUCCCAACUUGCCUCGGAGGAAGCCCAAACAGAAGCGUUUGGCCAGCACCCCCACAAAAUCAAACAAGAUGUCUGACAAAGAAAACUACCUGGACUCCUGCGACCUUUCUGAAAUCGAUGCCAGGCUGAACGCUCUGCAGGAGUACAUGAAGAAACUGGGAGCGCGGACUGAGUGAGGUGGGUCCCAGACCCUUUGGACGAUCACGAAUAUGAGAAACGUACCAAGGGCAGGGGUGCUGCGUGAGACUGGGGGUGGGAAAUGGGACAACAACCUUCACACAGCAUCUGCCUGAUCCAGGACGUGUCGUGAAGCAACAAGAACUUCAUUGUCCAGAACUGUAUGUCUGUUGGUUUAUUGUAAAUAGGAAUGUAUAAAAAUGGGGAAAAGAGUACGCGUUGGAAAUCAAUUGAGUGCUUUGUGUCGUUUCUGAGUAUUUUUAUUUUGUCUAUUGAACAAAUGAUUACCCAACAAUUAUUGGCUACAAUGCCACCUGGAUAGCACAGUCACUAACUAGAGCAAGAAUAGAGUGUCAGACACCUUAAUGACUCGUAGCUUGAGAAGUUGAAUCCACAGGGCGAUUGUGUUUGUUUCAAAGUUAUCUAGCGUCUCCCCAAAUUUGCAUCGAUUGCUCAUUCCUUUUCUGCUGUGUCUACGUGUUAUUCCAAUAGGAAUUGUCAGAAUACAGACCAUAUUAAAUAAGCAAAGGUGUUCAAGCCUUACUGGGGAAGAAGGGAGUACUCCUGUUGGGGGAAGAGUGAACCCCAAGGUAGAUGUACAAUCUCAAUUCGGUGUUUCUGGUUAAAGUACCAGUAUCUACCAUUCCACACUAUUCCAGCUAAGUUUGCUCCUGAUUAACUCCAAGAACCUUUUGACAAACUUAGAUUUAAGAAGCCUUUCAAGCUUGUGUGGUGUCUAGCCUGAUUUCAAUGAGCUCAGUAGGCUUUAACUGGUUUAUUUUGAGGUAAUAUUACUCUUGUCUAGAUUGGUGAGCACAUAAUAUUGUAAAAUACUUCGGACACCUACAUUGGAACAUAGUACACAGGGCAAAGAAUAAAUAAUUCCAAUGUGCCUUUCAGUGAUACCCAACCUUUUUAUGCCAUUAUACAUGUUGGGAAACCCUUUUACAUCAUCUGCCUGUUCCCAUGCAAUCUAUCAGGAAGUUCAAUCCAUCAUUCUCCCAUUCUGAAGAUCCCCUCAUUCUCCAAUCUGAAAUCUGCACUCAUUCCACCCUGUUUCCCCACUCCAACAACUCUGGCUUACUUAUUACCCAUUCCAUUUUAACUUUCCUAUCAUCAACUGCAACCUUGUUUUACUGGUCAGGAACAUAUCUCCUGGCGCUGGCUUCAAAUCUGGAUGAAUUAUGCCAAAGGCCAUCUUUCACUGUCUUUCUUAAAUAUUCCUUGAAUGAAUUUUGUGAUGAACGUGAUGAUGGCUGAUCAGUACCAACUCAUGGGAUGACCUGUAAAGUUUAAUUCUGCCCUGCCUGAGUUUAACCUAAAGUGGCCAGGCCAGAUGUGAGUGAACCCCAGGGGUCCAAUGAAGUCAUAAGGUGUAAGAUUUCCACUCAGUGUUUCUGCUGAAUGUACAUUCACCAAUCUAACAUUCCACAUGAGCCUAGCUGUUUGCUCCUGAUUAACUCAAAGAACCUUUUGCCAAACUUAGAUCUUAAGAAACCAUCCAAGCUUGUGUGCUGUCUAGCUUUCAAAUGAGCUCAUCUUGCAGAAACUGGUUGGUCGAGCUAAUAUCCAGAUUGCUGAACAUCUAAUGCUGUGAACUACCUGCGGCUCUCCUGUCUGAAUAGUACCACAUAGUACUUCAGAAGAGUUGAACACCAAAGGUUUCCAUUUUGGAAAGGGUACAUUUAUCUCAUCGGGAUUUGUGGAUCCAGUAAUCUGAAUCCUGAGGCUCUCUAACCUUCAUGUUGUGACUCUCAACACUCAGAUUUAAUAGCAUCAAUUUUCCUGAUGUCUCAGAUACCAAGGUUGUUGUGACUGGCCACUGAGAGCAGAGUUAUUUAUUUGCAGUUAGACUUGCUUACUGAAUAGUGUCCAUUUUCCUUGUCAAAUCCUUGAUUGCACCUUUAAGUAUAACAAGGAAACCCCAAGUGGAGUGAGUCUACUACAAAGAUAUGUGAAGUAUAUACUGCGUGAUAUAAUUGUGCAGUCUAUCUGAGGUAAGAGUUCUUCCAGUAUUGGACUCAGCCACUGUUCAAGGGAGUAUUCUUAUAUCUAUACUGAUUCCACCAUCGGGAGUGCAUGUGGAUGAUUGAGAACAGUAAUCUGCCCCAACGACUGGGGUCAUGCCAUGGACCCAAGGGAUCUGUGGGGCCCCAGGUAGGGAACACCUGCCCUGCUAUAAUAGCCCAGACUAUAGUGUGUUGUAUUUGGGUGGGGAAGGGAGACAGUACACAUCCAUACUUGAUGGAAUUUAUUUGUACUGAUUUUUCUACAAUUUUUGUAAAUAAAUCUUUUAUUCUAAUGAAA
Molecule: messenger RNA, 2737 nt
Organism: Hypanus sabinus (Atlantic stingray)
Lineage: Eukaryota; Metazoa; Chordata; Chondrichthyes; Myliobatiformes; Dasyatidae
Product: centrosomal protein CCDC61-like
Exons: 5
Coding region: 16-429 (137 amino acids)
Source: RefSeq, a predicted model, not a curated record